AUGUACGGAUAUUCUCAAGAUCUUCGCGAUAAAGCAAUGACUUUGUAUAAAACAGGUAAUUACAAUAAAAAAGAGUUAGCUAAAUUGCUUUCUUUAGGCUAUGCCACAAUUCGCAGAUGGUGUGAUAGAUAUGACGAAACAGGAAGUUGUUUGAUAAUAAAACCAGCAAAAGAAGGCAGACAUAGCAUAUUUACCGACAAGCAAGCAGUAUUGGAUUACUUAGAAGAGCAUCCCGAUGCUGACGGUAUAGAGCUACAGGUAAAUUAUAAACAACGUUGUGAGCAGAAAAGGGCAUCAUUCACAGAGCAAAUUAAAAAUAUCCUGCCUGAGUAUCUCGUCUAUAUUGAUGAAACAGGUGUGGACAACAACAUGUCUCCAUUACGUGGCUGGGCCAAAAGAGGCGUAAAAGCAUUUACCGAAGCAUUAGGAUUUAGAAGCAAACGUAUAACCUUAAUUGGUGGUUAUUGCUAUGGUAGUAAAGAGCUUAUUGCACCAAUGGAGUAUGAUGGCUAUACUAAUGGUGAGGUAUUUUUGGCGUGGGUUGAACUUGCUCUAUGUAAGGAGUUAAAGCCAAAUCAAGUUGUAAUUAUGGAUAAUGCCAGUUUCCAUAAGUCAGCCAGAGUUAAAGAGUUAAUUGAACAAGCUGGAUGUAAGUUAAUGUAUUUACCCCCAUAUUCACCCGAUUUGAACCCGAUUGAACAUGUAUGGGCUAAUUUAAAGCGUUUCAUUCGAACUAAUGAUAAUCGUCAGGAUAAUUUAAGUUUGGCUAUUGAACAAUCAAUCGCUCAAUUGUUUAUAGGUUAACUAUAUACUCUUCGUAAGCGCGCCGAAUUUGAAAAGUUGGUUCGCAUCACUAGAAACAUUGAUGAGAAAGAUCGUCUAAGGGCUAUUUUGGCUUACGACGAUGGUCACGAUGUCUGUGAUAUUGCUGAUAUCUUAAAAAUUAGCGACUCAACUACAUACAAUUAUAUAAAUGACUACCUAAAGCAAAAUAAAGUAUCCCAUAGUCCUCGUGGCGGCUCAGAAAGUAAGCUAAAAGUUAGCCAAGAAAUUGAGCUAAUUCGCCACUUGAGUACUACCACGUAUCUAACAGCUAAAACCAUCUGCCAAUAUGUUUUUGGCAAGUAUAAAAUAAAGUAUACUGUUUCAGGAAUAACCAAAUGGUUAGAGCGCAAUGAUUUUGUUUACAAAGCUCCCAAGUUAAUACCAGGUAAGUUGGAUGAAGAAAAGCAACAGCAGUUCAUUGAACACUAUCAAAGCUUAGUAGCAGGUGCUUCUGCCAAUGAUAUUAUUAUGUUCAUGGAUGCAGUACAUCCUGAAUAUCAAUCACAAGCAGUCUGUGGUUGGAUGCCAAAAGGCGAAACUAAAACGCUAGCAGCAACCAAUACUCAAUAUCGAUUACAUCUAAAUGGUGCUAUUGACUUGAGCAGUAUGCAGAUUGUCACGCGUGAAUACCCAACGAUUGAUGCUCAAUCUAUUAUUUCAUUCUGCACUGACCUUGAAAGCACAUAUCCAGAUAAAUCAAUUCACUUAAUCUGCGAUAAUGGACGCUCCAAUAAGAAUAAACAAUUGACGAAAUACCUUGAAAACGCCAGAGUUCUAAUUCACUAUUUGCCACCAUAUUCGCCUAAUUUAAACCCGAUAGAGCGACUCUGGAAAGUAAUGCGAGAGCAUGUCACGUAUAAUAAGGUAUAUCCUAAAUUUGCUGAUUUUACUGAAGCAAUUCGUUACUUCUUUGGGGAUACAGUGCACCGUAUUCAAGAUGUAUUGCGUGCCAGAAUAAAUGAUAACUUUGAAGUUAUCCGUCACAACCCAGUCCAACUUUCAAGUUGA
Stylonychia lemnae is the source of this 1833-nucleotide messenger RNA. The record is from the annotation of a GenBank genome assembly. NCBI's taxonomy places the organism in Eukaryota, Ciliophora, Spirotrichea, Sporadotrichida, Oxytrichidae.